Molecule: messenger RNA, 288 nt
Organism: Eimeria mitis
Lineage: Eukaryota; Apicomplexa; Conoidasida; Eucoccidiorida; Eimeriidae
Exons: 1
Coding region: 1-288 (95 amino acids)
Source: RefSeq, a predicted model, not a curated record
AUGCCUGCAGCAGCAGCAGCAGCAGCAGCAGCAGCAGCAGCAGCAGCAGCGGCAGCAGCGGCAGCAGCAGGGGGAUUAGUAGUAGUAGCAGAAAAUCCUGCUGCUGCUGCUGCUGCUGCAGCUGCAGCAAGAGAUGCAGUAGCAGUGCAACACGAAGCAGCAGCAACUGCAGCAGCAGCAGCAGCAGCAACAGCAGCAGCAGCAGCAGCAGCAGCAGCAGCAACUAACCACCAAAGCGCAACAUCGCAGCAAGGGUACAGAGCCUCAGCGUCAUUGGGGUCGACCUGA